AUGCUGCGACGGCCUCCAGGCGAAGGGAGGCACGUCGCUCGUCAGCGGACCUACCUCCUCGCCCUCGCCGUCCUCGUCAUCUCAUGCCUCCCCCUGGCCGACGCCCAACAACAACGAAAACCCUUCGAGCCCAUCGCUCAAAUCCCCAGAGUCCACCAGCAGCAACCCGCCGCCGGCAGCAGCCAUCACGAAGCUAUCCGUGAUGUCCACCCGGACGCUGCCGCCCGCAACUGGGCUGCUACCAACAUCAAGGCCGACAAUGCUGUCGAGUCUCCGAGGCGCCGAAGCUCCGUAACCUCGAAGCAACCCCAACCCAACAAACAACAAAAACAACAACAACACGAUCGUCGGUCUAACCCCGACAAUAUCAUUAUUCCUAACGAUGCGAGCGCCGUCGCAACUUUGGCUCCGGCUCAGUCCGUGCGAGCACCUCCUUCUGGACAUCGACCCAUCGCCUCCCGCGUCGGAGGCGAUGGGAUCUCUACGCAGCACCAUGCGCGGAGUCUGAAGGACUGGGAAGUAGAAGACUUCGUUCUUAUGGCGACCGUCGAUGGGCACCUCUACGCCAGCGACCGCGGCACCGCCACAGAACGCUGGCAUCUCGAGGUUGACCAGUCAAUGGUGGAGACGAAACACUACCGUCUCAACGCUUCCGACCUCGACGACGACUACAAUUUCAUCGACCACUACGUCUGGGCCAUCGAGCCCAACCGCGACGGAGAUAUCUACUACUGGGUCCCUGGCUCUAGCGAGCCCAGGCUCCUGUCCACCGGCCUGACCAUGAAACAGAUGGUUGACGAGGGCGCCUCGGCGCUCGAAAACCCUCCCAUUGUGUACACCGGCACCAAGAAGACAACCAUGAUCACGCUCGAUGCUGCCACUGGCCGUGUGCUCAAGUGGUUCGGAUCGGGUGGCUCCCACGUCAACGAAGCCGAGAGCUGUUUGCGCCCCAACGCAUUGUACGACCAGAACAAUGAAGAGUGCAGCUCCAUUGGCACAAUCACGCUGGGUCGCACCGAGUACGAGGUCGGCAUCGCUCGCAGAGAUGGCCGUCCCAUAGCUACGCUCAAGUUUUUCGAUUGGACUCCCAACACCAACGACUACGACCUUCUCAACCAACAUCAUCAGUCCAUCGACGCCCGCUACCAUACCUCUACCCACGAUGGCAGGAUAUACGGCUUUGAUUACGGCAAGACCAAGAAGGGGGACCUCCCAGUCUUCUGCAAGGCACAAUUUGCGUCUCCUGUGGUCAAGGUCUUCGACGUUUGCAGGCCCAUUGGACUGGAGCCCGUGGUCAACCCGGACCUGAUUGUACUGCCACAGCCCGUUCCGCCUGCCAGAGACGAUGGCACAGCUCGCAUCAGAAGCCAACGCAUUUUUGUCAACCAGACUGAGACGGGCAAUUGGUACGCCUUGUCGGGGCGUUCUUACCCCCUCAUUCUCGAUGCGCCUAUAGCCAAGACUUCCUCACCAGACUGGCUUCAGCUGGCUCCCCCAUGGGAGAAGAUGAACGAGACGCAAAGAAUCAGGGCCAUGAUCGGCACCCACUACAUGGACGGCGUCACCAGGGAAAAGAUCUACCAGCCUCCCAGUCUUCCUGGGCGGGCCGAGACGUCUGAUGCUAUCCUGGACCCUGAGAACGACUCGGUGCUGCCAACUCCGGUCCCGGAGGAUGCUGUCGAGACGCCGACGAUCGUGAAGAAAGUCAAGUCGAUUCCACACCAUGUUUCCAACAGUGUCAUUGACUUCUUCUCCAACCCUGUCCUGAUUGUUCUCAUUGUCUCUGUUCUGUUCUUCUAUCAGAAGGACCUGCGCCGAUGGUACAAGGCGAAGACAACAAAGUGGAACAUGCGCUACGAAGCUGUCUCGGACACGGAGGACAUGGCGGCUGAUGCCACUCCUGAGCCUACAGUCCAUGAUCAUCAUGUUCCUUCUUCCGCACCCGCUCAACCUGAUGCCUUGCCCAACCCUGAGGUGACUGCGACCGACAGCAAGCCAGUACCCGAUGCUACUGCAGAGGCGCUAGCGAGCUCUUCGGAAAAGGAUGGCGAUAAGGCACCCACCCCUGGGACACCCGAGGUCAAGAAGAAGAAGCCUGCGCACCGUGGUCGUCGCGGAGGCACGAAGCAUCGCAAGGGCAAGAAGAGGGAAGAAAUGUCUCAGUCUCGAGACGAUGAGCCGCCCGCAUCUGUCGAAGAUGCCGUCAACAAAGCCAAGAAGCUCGGUGGCCAGGCGACUCGUCUGGAGCCUGAUGUUAUGACCGUCGCGAACGACAUGCAAGCUGUGACGGGACCCAUUAUCAGAAUGGGCAACAUUGAGGUAGACACGGAACACCAACUUGGCACUGGCAGCAACGGCACUCUGGUCUUCGCUGGCAAGUUUGAUGGGCGCGAGGUCGCUGUGAAGCGCAUGCUUAUUCAGUUCUAUGAUAUUGCGUCUCAGGAGACAAAGUUGCUUCGGGAGAGCGACGACCAUCCCAAUGUCAUCCGUUACUACGCUCAGCAAGUCCGAGAUGGCUUCUUGUACAUUGCCCUUGAGCGGUGUGCAGCCUCUCUGGCCGAUGUUGUCGAGAAGCCUCACCACUUCUCCAAACUGGCCCAAGCAGGCAAGAUGGAUCUACCUGGUGUCCUGUACCAGAUCACCAACGGUAUCCACCAUUUGCACAACCUUCGUAUUGUUCACCGCGACUUGAAGCCCCAGAACAUCUUGAUCAAUAUGGGCAAAGAUGGUCGGCCACGCCUUCUCGUUUCCGAUUUUGGCCUUUGCAAGAAGCUGGAGGGUGGCCAGUCGUCCUUCGGCGCGACCACUGGGCGUGCCGCCGGAACGUCUGGCUGGCGAGCCCCUGAGCUGCUGCUUGACGAUGACGCCAGAGAUUCCGCCAUGGAUGUCAGCAUCAACAGCGGCUCUGGCUCCAUUCUCGUCGGUUCUGACAUGAUGUCGAACCGUCGUGCAACUCGCUCCAUCGACAUCUUCAGUUUGGGAUUGGUCUUCUUCUAUGUUCUGACCAAUGGCUUGCACCCCUUCGACUGUGGCGAUCGCUACAUGAGAGAGGUGAACAUCCGCAAGGGCAACUAUAACUUGACACCGUUGGACGCGCUCGGCGACUUCGCCUACGAGGCCAAGCAUCUCAUCGGCCUCAUGUUGAACGCGAACCCCAAGGAGCGUCCCUCGGCCCGCGAUGUCAUGGCCCAUCCCUUCUUCUGGCCUGCCAAGAAGCGCCUUGCCUUCCUGUGUGACGUCUCGGACCACUUCGAGAAGGAGCCGAGAGACCCCCCUAGCGACCAUCUUCAGUACCUGGAGAAGCACGCGCCGGCCAUCACCAAGGGUGACUUCCUUCGCCUGCUGCCCCGCGAGUUUGUGGACUCUCUGGGCAAGCAGCGUAAGUACACGGGCUCGAAGCUUCUCGAUUUAUUGAGAGCGCUACGGAACAAGAAGAACCAUUACGAGGACAUGCCCGACACGCUGAAGCGGACAGUAGGCCCCUUACCCGACGGUUACCUCGCGUUCUGGACAGUGAGGUUUCCUCGGCUGUUGCUGGAUUGUUGGAACGUGGUUUGGACAGUGGAAUGGGACAGCACUGAUCGUUUCCGGGAGUACUAUGAGCCGGCAGGUCUGUAG
Molecule: messenger RNA, 3618 nt
Organism: Colletotrichum spaethianum
Lineage: Eukaryota; Fungi; Ascomycota; Sordariomycetes; Glomerellales; Glomerellaceae
Product: serine/threonine-protein phosphatase 2A activator 1
Exons: 3
Coding region: 1-3618 (1205 amino acids)
Biological process (GO): IRE1-mediated unfolded protein response; protein phosphorylation; intrinsic apoptotic signaling pathway in response to endoplasmic reticulum stress
Cellular component (GO): IRE1-TRAF2-ASK1 complex
Molecular function (GO): ATP binding; RNA endonuclease activity; protein serine/threonine kinase activity
Source: RefSeq, a predicted model, not a curated record